GUGUCAUGGCCUGUGUUGAGAAAUGAGCUGUCGAAUCGCGAACGUAAUCGUCAUAGGCGUUUCGCGUAUGUUUUAGUAAGAUUGUUAAUUUCUAAACAGCAAAACCAAGAUAUGGUAUCUCUAUCGUUGGCUGAGAACCGAGUGAAUUAUCGUGUUUAUUUACUGUAAAGUGCAUCGAUUGUCGUGAUCAAAAGUGCAGUGCUAAAGAUUUGAAACUGAAAUUUUGUGUUUCUCGUCCUUGUUUUAGUAGAACGUAACAGUGUACAUUGAAAAUGCAAGCAAUCAAGUGUGUCGUCGUGGGUGACGGUGCCGUCGGUAAAACAUGUCUACUCAUCAGCUACACAACAAACGCCUUCCCCGGCGAAUAUAUUCCAACAGUAUUCGACAACUACUCAGCCAACGUGAUGGUGGACGGGAAGCCGAUCAACCUGGGUCUGUGGGAUACGGCCGGUCAAGAAGACUACGAUCGGCUCCGGCCGCUGUCCUACCCACAGACUGACGUGUUCCUCAUAUGCUUCUCGCUCGUCAAUCCGGCCUCGUUCGAGAACGUUCGCGCUAAGUGGUACCCCGAAGUCCGGCACCACUGCCCGAAGACACCCAUCAUCCUGGUGGGCACGAAGCUCGACCUGCGCGAGGACAAAGACACCAUCGAGAAACUGAAGGACAAGAAGCUCGCACCCAUCACCUAUCCACAGGGCCUAAGUAUGGCGAAGGAGAUAAACGCGGAGAAGUAUCUGGAGUGUUCGGCGCUGACGCAGAAGGGUCUGAAGACGGUGUUCGACGAGGCCAUCCGCGCCGUGCUGUGCCCGCUCAAGCCGGUCAAAGUCAAAAAGACGUGUAGUCUGUUGUAAAUAACGCAGAAGAAGCCAGUGUAAGCAGCAUAGCUAUCAGCGCACUCCAAGAUCUAUGUCAAAUUAGACAAGUGAUGUUACAAUCUGGACUGCAAUUAAAUAGUUGUAUAGACUGCAAGUUAACUCUUAUCUGUUGCAUUGUAAGUGACUGGGGUAUAUGUAAACGCUUCUGUGUCUAUGGUCUUCUAUAGUCUGUGGUCAAUUUUUGUCUAUGGAUUGUCCUUUGCUACUCGGUAUGAAAUGUUCAAUAAUCUAAUAUUGUUUAGUGAUAGAAACUCUAUGCUGCCACUUUAAAUUGUCACAAAAUUAAACAGAGUAGCGACUAAAUGUACAGAAUGUAAUAUUUGUCAACAGUUAAUAUAUCAGGUGCUUUCAUUUGCGCGGUCUCGCAAUUAAAGAUACAUUCCUAAUGUUGCUUAUUACGUCACCACCCUUUUUUUUUACGAAUUUUUUUACUGCGUUGGUGAUUUGAUGUGGAAUUGUUAUCGUUUGUCUCGUGAGUCGUGGUAUGUCCACACCAAAAAAAAAAACAGUUUGUCACCUGUCAAAAAUUACAUAAGCAGAUAAUAUCCGAAAACUGUUUCGGUGUGAAGAUACCAUUAGACAGAGAUUAUAUUUUUCGAUUUAUUAUUGCUUAUUUUGUUCCCUAUUGUUGUAUUUCAAUAUAGAUGUCUGUAAGUACAUUAUUCAGUAUUCGCUAAGGAGUUAAUGUUAAACAGUUAAGUGUAUUUUAAUGGAAUAUUCAACAUACAUCCAAUAUUUUUUGUGUAACAGAUAUUGUAUAAAAUAACUUUCAUCGCUCGAGAAAAAGCACAAAUAAAUAAGCAGUUUCGUUUCUGUGUUGUCGGGUUAAAGUCAGUGUUACUAGCUCGAAAAAUUAGAAUUGUCAUCAUAAUAUAUUGACACAUUGCAUUAAUGUUGCCAGCGCAAAAAUAUUAUGAAUUAUUCUUUGUAUCACAUAAAAUGUCACUAUUAUAAUUUUUCACCAAUAUCGAGCUAAGACAUAAGCAUAUAAAAAAUUGGAUAUGUGGUUAGCAUGAUUUGAUGAAAUUCGCAAUUCAAGUGGAGUCUACUCGCGCAAUUAUACAGUGUUCGCAUAGCAGGCAUACAUAUCGAUAUCUAUGACUCGAGGGUUCAGGGCGUUUAGCCAAAAUGCAUGGGAUUGUCAUAAGCUGUGUAAUAUGUACUGGGUCAAUACCAUACAUUUUUUACUCAUUGAAUACAUGUUGGCUAACUGCUCCCCUUAAACUGUCUUUAUGACUUCACUGUAGUAAAUUCUAUGUAAUUGUAUUGAAAUUUAUAAUAGAAUGAUGUGGUGUUAUAAUAACAGUUAACACAGUAGGUUCAUCGUCCUUGGCUGUAUUAAUAAGAUUAACGUAUCAGCAAAGUUGCUGAUGCAGUCAAAUACUUAAUUGUAUCGCUACUGCCUACUUUUUAUCUUUGUAAAUGCAUUUGAAUGUCCUAAAUAACUGGGAAUCCCGCACAAUUUAUAUUUAGUAUACAAUGACUGAUGUAAAUCCAUUAUAGAGGAAUAACAGCGUUAAAUA
Molecule: messenger RNA, 2398 nt
Organism: Aricia agestis (brown argus)
Lineage: Eukaryota; Metazoa; Arthropoda; Insecta; Lepidoptera; Lycaenidae
Product: ras-related protein Rac1
Exons: 6
Coding region: 273-851 (192 amino acids)
Biological process (GO): cortical cytoskeleton organization; actin filament organization; regulation of cell shape
Cellular component (GO): cell cortex; cell projection; cytoskeleton
Molecular function (GO): protein kinase binding; GTP binding; GTPase activity
Source: RefSeq, a predicted model, not a curated record